Molecule: messenger RNA, 1319 nt
Organism: Dichomitus squalens LYAD-421 SS1
Lineage: Eukaryota; Fungi; Basidiomycota; Agaricomycetes; Polyporales; Polyporaceae
Exons: 6
Coding region: 47-1051 (334 amino acids)
Source: RefSeq, a predicted model, not a curated record
UUCCCUCCAUCUCUGCCAGUCUCAAGCCUGUUCUAGCCCUGCAGAGAUGUCUGACGAAGCGACAUUCCCGAUUGCACGAGCCUCGCUCAUCGCGCUGUUUACGGAGUCGCUGGUUUUCGGCGCCUUCACUGUCCUGUAUGCUAUUGCGAUUUGGAUUCUCCUCUACAGGGAGAAGAGGCGUAGCAAGUCUACUCUGAACAAGUUGCUCUUCGCUACCUCGACGGUGAUGUGGGUGCUAUCGGUGGCACAUCUGUGUAUAGAUGUGCAACGAGCAUUACAAGCGUUCGUGGUGGAAGGUGGCAAGCCGGAUGGUGCACUGCUCUUCUACUCGACCCUCAAUAACCCUACACUCGUCGCGAAGGAUGUAAUCUACAUCACUAUGACUAUCGUUGCCGAUAGCUUCGUAACGUAUCGUCUCUUCGUAGUCUGGAAUCACGCCUGGUACAUCAUCGUCCUUCCGGUCAUUUUGCUGAUCGCCACUGCAGUCGCUGGAUAUGGCGCGUGUGCAGAGAUUGGCAUGGUCAAGGGGGUUGGCGCAAUCUUUGCGGCCAAUCUCCAACCGUGGAUACGUGCUUUCUUCUCGCUGUCGCUGACGACGAAUCUCCUCACUACAAUUCUCAUUGCCGCGCGCAUUGUAUGGAUGAACCGCCGUGUGAAGAGCUACCGUGCUGGCAGCGGCCAUUGGGAGGUAGUCGAGACCCUCGUUCAGUCGGCCGCCAUCUACUCAGCCGCCCUAGCUUCAUUGCUCGGCACGUACCUCGCCGGUUCGAACGCCCAAUACGUGUGCCUUGACAUUCUUCAGCCCCUCAUAGGCGUUGUAUUCACUCUCAUCAUCAUCCGUGUUGGGUUGGGUUACACGAUGAACGAGGUGUCGGCCAAGGGAGGGUCUGAGUUCCAAGGCCAGACGAUCGGCGGUACGGAUUACAACCUCCGUCCCGUGGCGAUCAACGUCUCGGUGUCGCGCACGCACGAUCGCCAGUCCCUUGAGGUGUACGAUUCGAAGGAUCGCACAAUGACUGAUAUUGAGAGUGGGACCUCGCGUGCGGAGUAAAACGGCAUCGCCAUGGGAUACCUAGAUACGCGUCGCAGGUGGAGGAUAUACUAGGCAGGAUAUUGAUGUAGGAUAAUUCAGUGUAUCAUGCGGUGGUUCCGCGUGCACCUCGUCGCACACCUUUCGCUCGUUCUUUGUCGCUUUGUUAUACGUUUGACAUUUGCUGUGAUUAGGCUCCCGACGUCUUCUGCUUUGCACAUUCUCUUAGAAUGAUCGCACAUAGUUUAAUGUACUUUACGUUCUUUAAGACACCGUGCGUCAAUGUUGC